GCCGCUCCGCGAUUGGCUGGCGGCGGGCGGGCCGGUCCGCUCGGUGCUGCGCUGCCGUGGCCGCGGGCGCUCCCGCACGCGGGGCUCAGGUGGUGGUGGCGGCGGUUCCUGGCUCGCUAUCGCUGCGGCCCCGCCGCUCCGCCCCGCCCCCGCCGUGCGCUGCGCUGCGUGACAGGAGCUGCCAUGGCCUCACGCAAGGGCUCCAGAGGCGCCGGCGGCAGCCCCAGCCCCGGCUCUAAGAGAGAGACUAAACAUGGAGGAGGUAAAAAUGGAAAGAAAGAAGGCCUCUCUGGAAGCUCAUUUUUCACCUGGUUUAUGGUAAUUGCUUUGCUGGGAGUUUGGACAUCAGUAGCAGUUGUCUGGUUUGAACUUGUAGAUUAUGAAGAAGUUCUAGCCAAAGCAAAGGAUUUCCGUUAUAACUUGUCAGAGGUCCUACAAGGCAAGCUUGGGAUAUAUGAUGCUGAUGGAGAUGGAGAUUUUGAUGUUGAAGAUGCUAAAUUAUUGCUAGGCCUUAAAGAAACAUCUGUCCCAGCACAGCCAAUAUCACCAGCAUCUGAGGAGACCAUCCAGCCUGCUGCGAAAUCAUAUGUUGAAUCAGAGCACAAGAAUGCUGACGUAGAAUUGGAAGAAGAAAUUCAGUCUGUUCUUCAUGAAGCUCUCCAUUCCCAGCCUGGAGAGAGACAUGAAGAUGUAGAUGAAAGUUUAAAUGAACAAUGGCAAGUGAAGGAAGAAAUACGUGGAGAAACACUUGAAGCUCCUACAACACAUGACUUGCUCACAGAAUUAGAGAAUGAAAUAUCAGAAGCAUAUGAAACACCAGAUUCAGUUCAGAAAGACGCUGAUCUUUUGGAAGACGACCUUGGAGCAAUGGAGCCUGAACCAUAUGAAGCACCAGUUUCAUAUGAAUAUAAUACAGAUGUGGAAAAUACAUUAAGUGAUCCAGAAGCUCCAGGUGACGCUGGGUUAAUGCUAGAAGAUGCUGUGGAACAUUAUGCAGAAGAUAGAGUGCACGGCAAUUAUAAUGAAGACCAUGAACCAAAACAUGAAGAGCAGACUGAGGCUCAAGAUACAGCUGUCGACAACCUUCUGGAGGAUGUGAAUGAAGCCACAGAGCCAGAUGAAAUAUCAGAAGAUGUUGAUAUUGGUAAAGACCUGUCAGUAGAAAGUGAGCAUACAGAAGAUCUUGUGACCACUGAACCAGAGGAAUCAGAAGUUCCUGUUAAAGCUGAGGAUUAUUCAAAUGACAAUCUAGUGGAUACUUAAAGCUUCAAAAAGAAAAGUCCCUACAUCAGGAGGACCAGCCCUAACCAUACGCUACAAAAGGGGAGCAGAUGGUUGUAAUAGAUCUUAUGACGUAAUUACCGAGCAGUUCAGGGUUUGGGGAAUGAACACUAAGAUACUGUAAAUGGGUUUUAGCCAACUGUCAUUUUAGUAAGUUUUUUUUAACACUUGGAUGUUUAAUUUACAUUCCUGUCUGAUUUCUCCCCUCUGCCCCCUUGGUCAAGUUUAGUGAAUUCAUUAUUUUUCUUCUGUGUUUGUAAUGGAGUUGCAACUUUGAGCUACAUUUCAGAUGUGCUGUUCAAGCAAUUGUUAAUAUUCUAUUUAUAACGCGACAGCAAGUACAUUUUUUCAGAUUUUAGUAUAUAUCUUUUGUUGUGGAUUCAUACAGUAUGUACAGAGCAGUUUGGUCCCAUGAAACACAUAUUAUGAAUUUUUAGAUGUUUUAUAACUGCUGAUAUAGCAUACAGCCUGACUGCAUUUUAUUGAAAACACUAAUCAGGCGCCCACUAUGCUGUGAAAUUUGACUUGUAUCUCUUUGCACUGAUGUUAUGUCAACAGUUACACUACAUGAAUUUCAGGUAUUUUUAAAAUAGUCUAACAAGGUACAAAAAUGUGUAUGUUUAAUUCAUGCUAGUAAAAAGGCAGUUUACUAGAUUACUUUUUUCAGAAAACUUUUGUGUGUGAAUUCAAACUUUUUAUUUAUUCACAUCUGAUUUUUAAAGCAAAAAUAUCUAGAAACUAUGUAAUAGCUUGGCAGGGAGUCAGUGUACAUUGCAGUGAAACUGAGUUGCUGGAAUCAGGUUGAGUUCAGUAAAAUAAUAAAAAUAAUAAGAAAUAAUGCUGAAUUUAGUAAGCUGUAUAUUCAGUGAAUUAAUUUAAGUCGAAUUUGCUUAAAUACUUGACUUGAAAAUUUUAUUUAAAAAAAUUGGAAAUUCAACCAUAAGAAAAUAGGAUAUCUAAAUUUAAGACCUAAAAUCAUAAAUGCUCUUGUAAAUAAUCUGUCUGAAAUUUAGACUUCAAGUGAUUUAGAAUUUUAAUAUAACAGGUGUACUUUUUACCUGUUCUGUGCUGCUGUUCCACAAUUACGAAGACUUUUUUUUUUGUUGCCAUUUUGCAUGUGUUUCUUUUUGGCUCAGGAAUGAUUGCUAUGAUUUUAGAAAAUUGCUAAGCCUGAAAUGGGAGGUUAGAAGAAAUAAGAUAAAUUUUGAAGGAAAAAAAAAUCAAUUUAGUAACCCUAACAGUGGUUGCCUUUUGAUUGACAGGGAAAUUUUAAAUUUCUGUAGCACUGUUUUGAAGUCAGGUUUUUAGUUGCUUACAUUUACAGUGAAAGGGGCAUCAUAUAUGCUUGCCUUUUUUUGUUUGGGAUUUCAGGAAGACUUCACUUAAGUGAGUGGUACAUCUGAUCAACAAACACAGAUGUCCCAAAGUGAUUUCUUUAGACCUGUCAGGAAAGCAAUAAUACUCUUAGACUGUGAUGUGGUUUGGGGUGGGAUAUUCUAGUAAAAUCACCUGUGAUUGUGAAUUGCAGAGCAAUAAUUUUUACAAAGCCAUAUUUUGUGAGGAAGCUUGGGAAUAAUUUUAGAAUGGUGGAUGGAGGACUUUUUGUAUUACAGUGGCAGCCUAUUUGUAGAAUUAUGGGACUGUGAGAAUAUAUUAUGCUGUGAUCAACUUUUAAGUAUUUUGUAACUGGGUAUGUGAUUUUACGUGCUUCAUGUUUACAAAAAUAUGCCAAGCUGAGCAAGGUCAAGUGGACUAUUAAAAAAUGUAUAUUUAAUCUGUUUUAAUGUUUGGCUGCAAUAAAACACAGAAGAAUAUA
Messenger RNA from Strigops habroptila (Kakapo), 3097 nucleotides. RefSeq names its product aspartyl/asparaginyl beta-hydroxylase-like. Gene Ontology annotation, cellular component: endoplasmic reticulum; membrane. NCBI's taxonomy places the organism in Eukaryota, Metazoa, Chordata, Aves, Psittaciformes, Psittacidae. Bases 184 to 1263 code for a protein of 359 amino acids. The transcript has 17 exons. The record is from RefSeq and is a predicted model, not a curated record. Gene Ontology annotation, biological process: peptidyl-aspartic acid hydroxylation. Gene Ontology annotation, molecular function: peptidyl-aspartic acid 3-dioxygenase activity.